AUGGGCCCACCUUCGGGCGACAGGUUUGCGCAGCCAGCAACGCCAGCGAGGACAGAUAUUGGCAGAUCUUCGAUGACGCGCCCGUAUCUUUCCGGCUACACCGGCUACGGGUACCAAGACCCGCAGUAUGGCAGCACCCAUCUGCAGAGCAGCAGCCCGAUGCAAGGGGUGGAGAUGCAAUACUCACCUGCGUAUCUGUCGCAGGCCUCCAGACAGCAACAGGUCCAAGCCUCUCCCUCACAGCAACAGCACCAGCCUUUUGCGCAGUAUGCGCCCUCGGCCAUGCUUCCGCCGGUAGCACCACAGGCACUCUACGAAAGCAUUCCGUUCCAGCAGCGACAAACGGCGAUCGAGGUUAUGACUAGUCAAUUUGCAAUUCCCCAAUACAUGCAGCAGAGCGAACACGCGGGAGCAACCCUCGGUUCUGGUCCCGCUCAAUACCUGACUUCCCAAGCGGAGCAGAGUAGCUUCGGUCAUGUGGCUGUGACUCGACCAUCUAUGCCUCAAUCUUAUGCCACUGGGCAUGUCGACUUUCCGGUGAUGGAGCAACAGGAGACAGAUGCACCGGCUGUGCUGAGCGGCGUUCAAACGGCCCUUGAAGAGAGUCUGAGGGACUACCAUCAGCAGCUGCGGGCCACUUUCGACGCGAUCAUUGCGGGCCGAGUGACGGCAGCUAGCGAGAAACUGCUCGCUCUCACUCGGUGGCUCGUCAGCUCUGUGGCUGCUUUGGGAUUGCACCAUGACGACGAGACCAGGCAUGCAGAGCGCGUCGACUUCUGGCGAGAGUUGAACUUAUGCUGGGAGGCUUUGGGACAAAAACAGAGAGAAAUCACAGAAGAGGCCGCUAGAAGCAAGAGACCACCCGUGGACAUGCUCUCGGCCAGCAGCAUAACCAGUCUCAUGGACGACUUGGUGGGCAUGUGCGAUCAACUCGAGCAAUACGGCCUCGUGGACUUUGAAAUGGGCAUCUGGGAAGAGCAGAUUGUCCACAUCUUCACGGUCUGCCUCGACCUUCUGCCUCGUGGCGGACUCAAACGACGAGCCAGCGAGAGCCCCGGCUGA
This is a messenger RNA of Fonsecaea monophora, 1062 nucleotides long. RefSeq lists its product as hypothetical. The record is from RefSeq and is a predicted model, not a curated record. Bases 1 to 1062 code for a protein of 353 amino acids. NCBI's taxonomy places the organism in Eukaryota, Fungi, Ascomycota, Eurotiomycetes, Chaetothyriales, Herpotrichiellaceae. The transcript is spliced from 2 exons.